UUUUCGCUGCUGUCAAAUUUUCCAAUUGACAAGCGCGGUGCCAAUUUCUGUCCAAGUUUUUGUGUAUUCUCUCUGAUAAAAAAUUGUGUGUUUUUAUAAGAUUUUCUUAAACGAAUUCGUGCAAAAAUUCUAAAGUUGCAUUGGCGUACGUCUAAGAAUCUUGAAUAAAAUGAAAGUGCAUUAAAAUAUAUAAAUUUAUAAGCGCAGUACGCAAAUAAAAUUUGCAGUCAAGCGGCAGACACAACCAACCGUCUUCUUGGUGACAGACCGAAAAUCGAUUUUUCAUGCGGGUUCAUAGAAAAAUUUUCGCUACUCUUUUAUUCGGCCGACGUUUAUUAAAGUGACCAAACAAAAAUCCCGAGAAAAACAUAAUUUAUCGGCAACCGGCUUAUUCAUAUAAGGGAUAUAAUAAAUAGUUCAUAAGUAAAAAGUAUAUAAAAACCAUAUAAAGCGUAAGCAAAACACCAACAACAACACGCAGAGCAUCAAAAUUAUACCUUUGACCAGAAUCACAGUUUCCUCAGCCAACAGCGCUUGCAAAAUUUGCGGCUAAAUCAAUAAUCCAUCAUUUUAACACCCGAGCCAGAAGUCAGUCAACACGCAUAACAACAAAUCGAAUCAGAGCGUUUUGCAUUGCCAUUUUUUGGGAGAAAAUAACAAAAAUAAAUCGCAUUACAAAGCGCAGCACCAUACCCAAACCAUAAAUCGUAGAGCACAUUCACUAUAACUCGACCGUUAUUUAUUUGCAACGAAAAAAUGAACGUGUGAAUUGGAAAAAAAAUUAAAUUAAAAAAAAUCUACCACAACAACCAAACACCAAAUAUAAAACAUUUCAACCGUAACAACCAAAACGGAGGAGAACAAACCAAAAGCAAUGAGUUCCCGACACUAUACCAUCGAAGUGGGGGAUACGAAUUUUACAAUUCUUAAUCGGUAUACAAAUCUAAAACCGAUUGGCUCUGGUGCUCAAGGCAUCGUUUGUGCCGCCUAUGAUACAGUGACCGAGCAAAAUGUUGCCAUUAAAAAGUUAUCACGACCAUUCCAAAAUGUAACACAUGCUAAACGGGCUUAUAGAGAGUUUAAGUUAAUGAAAUUAGUAAACCAUAAGAAUAUUAUUGGAUUACUUAAUGCAUUUACACCUCAACGUAGUUUGGAAGAAUUUCAAGAUGUUUACCUUGUUAUGGAGCUCAUGGAUGCAAAUCUAUGUCAAGUCAUACAAAUGGAUUUAGAUCAUGAUCGUAUGUCAUAUUUGCUAUAUCAAAUGUUAUGUGGUAUAAAGCACUUACACCUAGCCGGCAUAAUACAUAGAGAUUUGAAACCAUCAAAUAUUGUCGUUAAAGCCGAUUGCACAUUAAAAAUUUUAGAUUUUGGUUUGGCACGUACCGCCGGUACGACUUUCAUGAUGACACCAUAUGUUGUUACCCGUUAUUAUCGUGCACCCGAAGUUAUUUUGGGUAUGGGUUAUACAGAGAAUGUGGAUAUUUGGUCUGUGGGCUGUAUAAUGGGUGAAAUGAUAAGGGGUGGUGUAUUAUUCCCCGGCACUGAUCAUAUUGAUCAAUGGAAUAAGAUUAUAGAACAAUUGGGUACUCCGUCUACAUCAUUUAUGCAACGUUUGCAACCAACUGUCCGUAAUUAUGUUGAAAAUCGGCCACGUUAUUCCGGUUAUUCAUUCGAUCGAUUAUUCCCAGAUGUACUUUUCCCAAAUGAUAAUAACGAGCAAAGUCGACGGAAGGCAUCCGAAGCACGUGAUUUACUUAGUCGUAUGUUGGUGAUUGAUCCCGAACAACGUAUUUCGGUUGAGCAAGCACUAUUACAUAGUUAUAUAAAUGUUUGGUAUGAUGCUGAGGAGGUAAAUGCCCCAGCACCCGAACCAUAUGACCAUAGCGUUGAUGAAAGGGAACAUACCGUUGAACAAUGGAAGCGGCUUAUUUACGAAGAAGUUAUGGAUUAUGAGGCACACAACACCAAUGCGCCCGUAAAUACUACACGGUAGACCCUGAAUUAAUUAGGCAUGGCAUACUAAUGCUUCUGAGCAACUCUUAAUGUAUAUAAAAUAUAAGAACAAUAAAAGCAUUAAUACUUUCAAAAUGAUAAGCAAAAUAAUAAAAUAAAGUAAAUAAACGAAAUAAAAAUAUUAGAGAUCAGCUUGUUUCGCCUCUCAAAAAAAAAACCAAAACAAAAAACAAAAUAUAUAUAAAAAUGGGAUGAAAAAAUGAAUGUUCUUAUUUGCAAAAGUGCGUAAAGUGGAUAGUAAUCUUUUUCUAGCAAAAGUGUAAGAUUUUGAUUGAUGAAUAAAAAGAAAAAAAGAAAAUAAAUAAAGAAAAUGUAGAAAUGGCGAAUGUAAUGAAAAGAGUACAAUACAUUAAUAUUUCUAACAAGUAUUUGCUACAUAAAAUAUAAAUAAUUACAAGGAACGCAAAAUUAUUUGACAAAAACGUAGUGAGUGUAAUAAUACUUUUAUUGGAAAAUAAAUAAAUAACCCCGAUAUCUUAAAA
Ceratitis capitata (Mediterranean fruit fly) is the source of this 2495-nucleotide messenger RNA. It is a transcript of the gene bsk, whose product is annotated as stress-activated protein kinase JNK. The transcript has 3 exons. Gene Ontology annotation, biological process: JNK cascade; protein phosphorylation. Lineage: Eukaryota; Metazoa; Arthropoda; Insecta; Diptera; Tephritidae. The record is from RefSeq and is a predicted model, not a curated record. Gene Ontology annotation, cellular component: cytoplasm; nucleus. The coding region runs from base 875 to 1993 and encodes 372 amino acids. Gene Ontology annotation, molecular function: JUN kinase activity; ATP binding.